AAUUAAAAAGUUAUUCAUUUGCCGAGCAGAUUACUAUGCUUACAAAGGUUUUAUAUAAGCAGCGUGGUAAUUUAGAACUUAAUCCUACACAUUUUAAACAAAUGAUUGAAGCAGCAGAUCUGCGUUUACAAGGCCUUUUUGAUAAAUUAGUAAAGGCAUUAGUUCCUGAUAACAGAUCUGCAUAUAAUAAAGUUGAAGCAAGAAAAACAAUUGUGAGCUUAUGUUAUAUUAUGGCUGGAAUGCGAAAUAAGUUUGUUAAUAAUUUCAAAUUAGAAGUUGGAUUAUUUUUAUCGGCAUCAGGAUCAACACGUAAUACAAUCGAUACAAUGAAUAGUAUUAGAUUUUCUGCUUAUUAUACAACAGUUAAUAAUUUUAAACGAAAACUUGUAAAUGAACACCCAUUAAAUAUUAGAAAAUUUCUUUUGGAAAAU
Messenger RNA from Funneliformis caledonium, 431 nucleotides. Lineage: Eukaryota; Fungi; Glomeromycota; Glomeromycetes; Glomerales; Glomeraceae. The record is from the annotation of a GenBank genome assembly.